Messenger RNA from Phytophthora sojae, 2853 nucleotides. RefSeq lists its product as hypothetical. The record is from RefSeq and is a predicted model, not a curated record. The transcript is spliced from 6 exons. Lineage: Eukaryota; Oomycota; Peronosporomycetes; Peronosporales; Peronosporaceae. The coding region runs from base 1 to 2853 and encodes 950 amino acids.
AUGGAGAGCGGACCUCCGAUGCUCGACGCGUUGGCCAAGUUGGAGCUUGCCAUGCGUCCGCAGUCGGUGCCGUCGUGGCUCAGCAGUGACACCAACCACGCCCCCAAGGUGACGGCACUCGGUCCGAGGACGUCAAGCGUCGAGCUGGUAGACCACACAACGGUGCACGGAGCUGCUGGAACUGCGAUUAUUGGGACCAACGGCGGAACCUCUCCACACAAAGAUAAAGCGGGUCCCAUGGCUCCCAGUCCUUCGUCUGUUCGACCACGCGCUCCGAUAGGAAUGCUCAAGGACACGGUUAGUGCCGCUGACAAGGAGUUCUUGGCCAAAUCCGAGCACCCGUCGCCAAAGCGUUCACGACAUCGCACACGGCAACAGGCAACCGAGUCGAAAAGCAGACGAGUCAAACAAUCUCUCGUCGAAUCACUGCGAUCGCUCGAGUUCUUUGACAAGACGAACCGAAGCCGCGAGCUCACGACUAAAAGCUCAGUCAUGCGCGUAUCUGCAGACCCUGGAGACAACGUGCACUUCGUCAAUAUCGACGAUAGCCUGGAGGAGAGCGAGGACGAUAGAGUUCUUGCAGACGUUGACGAGCUGAUUAUUACCCAUAACGAGCAUCAAGGUGGUCACGCUGCGGUUGAAAACCGAGCAUCGAGAUAUCUCGCAAAAUCUUUCGGGUCGAAGUCAACACCGGAGCCGCCCGAGGUUUUCCAGAUCCCCGAGCUGCCUCACGGACAGAACCUCGUUAUCAACAUCCUCUCGACGUGGGGGGACCCCUUCUACGUGGGGCUUAUGGGGAUUGAGAUUUUUGAUCACACAGGACACGCCGUUCACCUCUCCGAUGUUGAUAAACAACUGUCGGCGGACCCACCAGAUCUAAAUAUCCAAGACCACGACCGUCUCGACCCCCGAACUGUCGAUAAGUUGGUCGACAAGCACUACUUCACCUGUGACGAACUGCACGCGUGGCUUGCUCCGUUCUCGCGUGGCCAGAACCACUUCAUCUACAUGGAUUUCGACUACCCCUUGUCCAUCUCGAUGCUGCGUAUCUGGAACUACAACACAACUCGCAUCCACUCGUACCGCGGUGCUCGCUACGUGGAGAUUUCGUUGGACGGCAAGUUCAUCUUUAAAGGCGAACUCCGACGCGCACCCGGAAGCGUUAUUGAAGACAUUGACGACUGCAACGAGUGCAUUCUAUUCACGAUGAACCAGUCGAUUUUGCAGCUCAUUGAGAAAUACGAGAAGCGGAACGAGACGCUGAUCGAUAGCGAGGCUCCUGGAACUUCCAUAGCCCCGACAUCAACGUCUCCGCUCGAUGGCUUGGGCACAUUAAGCGGCCUGCCAAUUGGCCCGGACCCGCGGCUUCUAGAGCGACCGAAGACUGGCAACAAGACAUCUCGCGCUGCAGCCAGAGGAAGCAGCCACAUCAUUUGCUCCCCUGAAGCUGGAGACUCGACGUUCCCAAUCACUCCCGUGUUUACCCCAGUCGCCCCGCUGCCUAAGGUCGUGGGAGGGCCAAUGACUGAGCGCCCGUUGUGCUGCAAGACGAUCGAGCUGAUACUGGAAGCAAAUUGGGGAGACCCGUACGAAAUCGGACUAGCAGGUCUGGAAUUCCUCGACUCCAACUACGUGCCAUUGUCGAUAUGCUUGGACACUGUCAUCAUCUCGGCACCAUUCGGCGUCGAUAGAAUGCAAAAGCUCAUAACAACCCACGGAGCACGACAUCUCUCCACCGACCCUGAGGACAUGUGGAGUGCUCCGCUUCAGGACGUGCUCACGCUCCCUCCAGACCGCCGAGCUAUCACGAUCGAUUUCCCCGAGAAAGUGAGCGUGCGAGCGCUGAAAGUCUGGAACUACAACACAACACUGGAUGACUCUUUUAAAGGCACCAAGCAGAUUUCCGUGCGGAUCGACGGUGUCCACCACAUGCGCGCAUCACUGAGGAAGGCCCCAGGGAACCUCAUGGACUUCGACUUUGGCCAAUUCUUGUACCUACGCAACAGUUCUACGAGGCCAUCCUCACCCCCGUCUACGCCCCCCCAGUCACGACGGAACAAAACCACCAUGAAGCCGAUCGCAGAAGUUUUCCAGCAGUACCAAACGCCUCUGUUCCCCACGGGCUACAUCAUCAAGUUCGUCUUCUCGUCCACCUGGGGAGACCAGUUCUACCUGGGACUCAACGGCGUAGAACUCUACGACCGCGACAACCAGCUCAUCCCGCUGUGCAGCGAGAUCAUCGACGCCCAGCCGAGAGAUAUCAACAUCUUAAAAGAACCGGGCGCCACGCAGGACGUGCGGACGCUGGACAAGCUGUACGACGGCGUCAACAACACGUACGACGACCGCCACAUGUGGCUGGCGCCGCACACGCCGUCGCAUCCCAACAAGCUCGUGAUCUUCUUCAACGAGCCCGUGACCAUCUCCAAGAUCCGAUUGUGGAACUACAGCAAGACGCCCACGCGCGGCGUGCGCGAGUUCGAGGUCUUCCUCGACGACGUGCUGAUCUACCAUGGGACGCUGAAGCAGGCGCCGGCGCUCAACCUGCCGAGCGUUGACGGCGGCUCCGACGAGGCUUUGGACCUGUUCGCCCACUCUACGUUGGAGAACCGCCGACUGCGGAAGAAGUGGCACGAGCAGGCCGAAGCCGCCGCCAACGCCGUCAACAUGACCCAGACGCUGCUGUUCACCGAUGACCUGGAGGUCAUCGAGGCGGAGGCCGGCAACAUCUACAUGCCGCAGGACGAGCUCGAGGCCAGCGUCACGUUCUACGACAACAGCCAGGUGCUCUCCCUCUCGGAUCUACCGGGCAGCGAGGCCAUCAUGCGCCCGACGACGAGUGCAGGCUGGUAG